Cucumis melo (muskmelon) is the source of this 1111-nucleotide messenger RNA. RefSeq names its product spermidine synthase 1-like. The transcript has 9 exons. Gene Ontology annotation, molecular function: spermidine synthase activity. The record is from RefSeq and is a predicted model, not a curated record. Gene Ontology annotation, cellular component: cytosol. NCBI's taxonomy places the organism in Eukaryota, Viridiplantae, Streptophyta, Magnoliopsida, Cucurbitales, Cucurbitaceae. The coding region runs from base 1 to 1044 and encodes 347 amino acids. Gene Ontology annotation, biological process: spermidine biosynthetic process.
AUGGCAUUUCAAAAUGGUGUCUCCUCUUCUCCCAUUAAAGCUAUGCUCCAUGUCCCUACCAUUGAGACCAACCGUAAUGAACCUAUAGAAAUCAUUUCUUUUUCUCCUAUUCAAAAUGGCACCCAAAAUGGAGUUCAAGAUGGAGAUUCUUUUUCGCCUGUUUUUCCAGGAUGUUACGUCGAUAUUGCUCCAUUCUAUCCUGAGCAAGGACAUGUCUAUAAGGUAGAGAAGGUCAUAUUCAAAGGAAAAUCCCAAUAUCAAGAUCUUUUUGUUUUUCAGACAUCAACACAUGGGAAGGUUGUUAUUUUGGAUGGGUCACUUCAACUAACAGAGAAGGAUGAAUUUGCUUAUCAAGAAAUGCUCACUCAUCUCCCACUUUGUUCUAUUCUCAAUCCCAAAAAGGUCUUGCUCAUUGGAGGUGGAGAUGGAGGGAUUCUUCGAGAAGUAUCUCGACAUGCUUGUGUCGAGCAAAUCGACAUUUGUGAUCUCGACAAAAUGGUGAUUGAUGUUUACAAGAAGCAUUUCCCAGACAUUGCUAUCGGAUACAAGGAUCCUCGUGUGAAUUCAUACAUAGGCGACGGUGUGGCCUUCAUCAAAUCUGUUCCUCCAGCCACCUAUGAUGCUAUCAUAAUUGAUGCAUUUCAAGGCAUGGGGGCUUAUGCAACAGAGCUUUCAAACGAAGACAUACUUAAAUCAAUAGCAAAGGCGUUGAAGCCCGGCGGAGUGAUGUCGGCUCCGGCCGACAGCAUAUGGCUGAAUAAUUUCGCCAUGGAAGACACCAUAACCCUUUGUCGUAACAUCUUCAAAGGCUCUGUAAACUAUGCUUGGACCUCUGUUCCUUCAUAUGCAAGUGGCUCCAUUGGCUUCAUGCUCUGUUCAACUGACGGUCCAUCAGUCGACUUCAAACGCCCAGUGAAUCCGCUGGAUCCAAGUAAUUUUGGUGUUGCGAAAGGACCCCCCAAGUUCUACAACUCAGAGAUUCAUACUGCAGCGUUUAGUCUUCCGGCAUUUGCAAAGUCGGCGAUGGGUUCCAAAUACGCAUGAUAAACUCGCAUGUAAACAAAUUAUGGUUCUUCAACUGCAGGCUGUAAUGUCAAAGUGAAAAAGAGAA